GACUGUCGGGUGCCAGGACGGGUCAAAGCAACACCGGAGGAGAUAAAGAAAAAGAUUGAGAUAGUUUGAGAUUUCGGGGGAAAGAGAAAAUCCAGGUGGUCAAGACAGAGCAAGAAAAGGAAAGGAGAGAGAGAAUGAUGGAAGGAGGAGAGGUUUUGGGCAGGGGGUGGUGAUCCUCUGGAGCCAAUGGAGAACAAGAAAGGAGGAUUUCAGGGAGGGUAAAGCCCUGAAGGGACAACUCACCGUUCAGCGCUCAGAGAGGACAGGGGAGGACUCACCUCACAGAGAGACACACGGAGGAUGAUAAGGAAGAAUGACAAGGAAGAGGACAGAUGACUCAAGGAGGCCCAAGAAAACCUUCUAUCUGUAUUUCCAGGAAACACUUGUAUUGAGGACACAAGGUGGACGUAUUUACUGGACUUAGAGACACUUGCAGCCAACUGUUGUGUGUGCACUGGGAGAGAGAGGAGCUGUGAAGUUCCUGUCCACAAGCAGGAGUCUUGCCCCCCCGCGUCCAGGAUCAGUUCUACAUAUGCGUGAGGUUUCCUGUGUACCGGGGUAUAGAACAAGGUGGGCUACGGUGGCUCGAGCUCCAAACUGUUGCUCUGUGUGAAGGAGCUAAACACACAACGCAGGACGGACAGGUUGGGAGAGGUUGUGUCAGAAUUGGACAUCGAAGGCCACAACAGCAGGAGAAGGACAACUUGAGGUUGUUGUUUUGAUGUUGUGGACAAUGAAGGCUCUGCAGAAGAAUCAGGGACGCACUGACCAGAUGUUGGGAGCCAUGGCUGACGUGCUGACGUCUGUGGCCAUGCCCAAUCAACAGUGGCUCUCCGAGGGGGGUGAGGUGGACCUCCCAUCAAGCGAGGAUGAAAAGGGGCCUGUCCAGGGCCUGUGGGAGCCGGAGGGGCUGGAGUGGGAGCAGCAGGCCGCCGCCACCACCAACACAGAAAACCCAGAGCGGAGAGAAAAAACAGACUCGUACUCAGCAGCGGGCAGCGAGGGCAGCAUCUCCACUUCUGUGGCGUCCCUGCCCCCCCAGGCUUCGGGCAGCUCGGCCCCCAGCUCUCCGGGCUCCAGACGCUCUGUGAGCACCCUGAAGAAGUGGCUCACGAACCCCGUCCGCAAACUCAGCGCCGGGGCCACCGCCAAAGGAGAGCGCCAGGUCCGCAAACUAGAAGGAAAAUCUCCGUCUCUUCCAUCCCAGAGCCACAGCCAGGACCUUGGCCCCCCGAGGCCUGAUGAGACCCUCACCAUCCUGCCUGUCACCCACAGAGAACUGGGGUGGAAAGAUGGCCUGGCCAGCCCGGAGGACCUGUCUCCCGCUACACUGCAGUCCCCCAGCUACAUUACUGACUCACUCAUUGGCUGCACAUCCCUGCCAAACACUCAGGACACGCAGUCCACCAACGUUUUGCCGGACGACAGCGGCUCCGUGUUGAUGGACGACACGUGCAGCCAGUGGUCGGCUGCGGCGGACACUGAGGAGGAGAGGGGAAGUGCCUUGGAGAAAAGCUUGUAUGUACUGAAGGAGCUUGUGGAGACAGAGAACCAUUACGUGGGAGACCUGGGAUUCAUAGUGGAGGGUUACAUGGCCACAAUGAGCUCCAAAGGAAUACCGGAGGACAUGAAGGGAAAAGACAAGAUUGUUUUCGGAAACAUCCACCAAAUAUUUGACUGGCACAAAGACUACUUCCUGGGAGAGCUGGAGAAGUGUUUGGCGGAGCCAGAGAGGCUGGCUCAGCUCUUCAUUAAACAUGAGAGGCGUCUGCACAUGUACGUGGUGUACUGUCAGAACAAGCCCAAGUCGGAGCACAUCGUCUCAGAGUACAUCGAGACUUACUUUGAGGAGUUGCGGCAGCAGCUCGGCCACAGGCUGCAGCUCAAUGACCUGCUCAUCAAGCCCGUCCAGAGGAUCAUGAAGUACCAGCUGCUGCUCAAGGAUUUCCUGAAGUAUUACACCAAAGCUGGGAUGGACACGGAGGAGUUGGAGAAAGCCGUGGAGGUGAUGUGCUUUGUGCCAAAACGUUGCAAUGACAUGAUGAAUGUGGGCAGACUUCAAGGCUUCGAGGGUAAGAUCACAGCUCAGGGCAAACUGCUCCAGCAAGACACCUUCACUGUUAUGGAGCAGGACAGCAGCUUCCUCUCCCGGGCCAAGGAAAGACGGAUCUUCCUGUUUGAGCAGCUGGUCAUGUUCAGCGAGCCAAUCGACAGGAAGAAAGGCUUCUCACUUCCUGCAUACAUCUUCAAGAACAGCAUCAAGGUGAGCUGCCUAGGAGUGGAGCCCAGCGUGGACGGCGAUGAAGCGCGCUUUGUGCUGACUUCACGCAACCCCGAUGGGAGCGUGGUGCGCUUCCAGAUGCAGGCCUCCUCCCCGGACAUCUGCAGGGCCUGGGUCAAUGAUCUGGUGCAGAUCUUGGAUUCCCAGCGUAACUUUCUCAAUGCCUUACAGUCGCCUAUCGAGUACCAGCGGCGGGAGAGCAAGUCCAACAGCCUGGGCCGCUGCAUGAGGCCUCCUCUGUCGGCGGCUAGCGCCCUGCGGCCCCACUCCUCCGCCUCCAUCGACCGCCACAAGCUGCCGUCCCUUCACUCCCACAACACCUCCUUGCCCACCCUCUACCUGCCCAGCCAAGGCCCGGGCCAAGGAUCCAACGACACGUACUCAGGCCGGGACCCCGCUGUGGUCCAGCCGUGCCCUGCUGAUCCCCACAGCGUUUCUCUCUCACACGUCCAACUGGGCUUCACUGAUCAGCCAAACUGUCAAACCGUGUCAAAUGGGCUGUACACACCCACCACACAAAGUGCACAGCAGAGAGCAGGAGAGGCCUGCCGCAGGGGUCAGCCUGUCGACGCUGGGAUCCAGGGUCCGCUGUCGGGUUUCUCAGUCGGACGACGCCCCAGCAACCUGGCCCAGCUAGACGAGGACGACCUAUGAACUCUCACGCUUACCCUGUCUCCUGGGUCGGGAGGAGAACAGCAGCUUAAGCUGCGGAGACAAGAGGACAUGUCUACUGUCUGUCUAGGCCAGGCCGGGCCCUUACCUGGUUCGAACAAUCAUUUCUGGAGUAUAACGGAGGGACCUGAAGGAUCGAAUGAAGGAAUUAUGAGCUGCAUCUAUAAAAAUGACUUUGCUCCUGUUUUUAGAGAGCCACGUAAAGGGAGGGGACAACCCUCAGCCCCCUCCAGUGUACAUAUAUGGCAGCCAGUGGGCUUACAAUGGAAAGAGAAGCACUCAGUGGAAACUCAGUGUUAUGACGAUUUUUGCUUUUUACCUUUUCGAGAGUUUGCACGCUACAGUCUUCUCUCUCUUUCGAAGGGCGAGGGGGAUCUGCUCGAUGAAGAAAUAUCCAUUCCUAUUCGGGGCGGUCACUGGAGUUGCGUGUGCCUGAAUGUAUGUUUAUGCAAAGCUGUGUGCGGAUGUGAUUGAGUGCAUGAGUGUGUGCACGGAGCUCUGGUGGCUCCUCUCGUACUCUGGUCAAUUUUCUUGGUUAUGUUUGUUUUCUGACCCCCCCCAUUGUGAAGUACAGCUACGUACAUAUACAUUGUCAUUCCCCUGCUGACAACUGCGUUUGCUGUUUAUGUCGAGGAGAACGGUGAAAGGGCAGAACACUUGAUGUGAACAUGCCACGAUGGAGUCUGCUCGCUCCAGCUUCUUCUGAGGGAACUUUCUUUCUCACCACAGCUCUGAGAGACCCUGUGCUCUCCUAUUCUGUUUGACCGGGCCCUCCUUUUGAUCUGGACAAAGAAGGCGCGAGGGAGCCCCCUGGAGGUUCUCCGUGGGUAUGACGUCACUUCAGAAUACUUUUUUGCACUUUGGGCAAAUUCCACAGGAGUUGCUACAUAGGUGCAUUCAAAGGGGACUGCUGUGCUGACCCAACGUGUUGCAAGCUACAUUUCCUUGUCGGGCACUAUGCUACUUAACACGGAUGUGUCUUUGCAGGCCGGAGUAGAUUUGGGGACUCAUCCUUAAAAUUGCAUUGGUUUAAUACUGAUUGUUUUAUUAGUCCACUGUUGUCAUGUCAAGGCUGUGCACCAUUUAUAUAACCUCUGUUAACUUUUGCUCGCAUGGGUUAAACACUGCGCAGUGCAUAUGAUUACGGGAAUCAUACAUUGCCACUUUUAAGGAGAAGAAGGACCCAGUUUAUGCCAAGUAAUGUUUCCGCUCCAGUUGGUUGAAAUGAAGGAUAAUGUGUUUCUGGAUGAACAGAGAGAUGCUGACAAAUCUGCAUGCAACCUCUUCCUCAGACAACAGUGCCAAAAAAUAUAUAUGUUAAAAAUAAUGCAGCUCACGACUCAAAUGUUUCGUGCUCAUGCUCGAUAGUUCAGUUUGCCAUUACUCUGAAGAAAUAAUUAUAGAUAUAUGAGUUCCGAUCUGGAUUAAAGAGGAAAGCAGGGCAGAUGAGGGGGAUUUAUUCUGUUUACAUCAGGUCUGUUCUCCUUUGUGGCCAGCAGAGGUCCCCACAAGGCUUUCAAAUCCAGCUCAGUUGGACCAUACAGCUGCACCAAAGAUCAGUAGGCCUCAAGUUUCAGUGCUAACAUUGAAAUCGCUUCAUAAUCAGUCUGAGAAAUCCAAGUAAACUGAAAGGUGAAGAUAUUAGACUUUACAGACAUCGCAGCUUUAGUCUGCAGUUGGUGUGAAACGCUGAGUUUUCAUGGGAAAUACCAAUCAGGCAGCUUUGCAUGUGACACAAAAGGAAAACCACUACAGAGAACCGAAAGCAAGGACGUAUAAAACCAGGAGAGGGUCGAUGAACGCCAUGUUUGACUGAGUAGAAACUGUUGUAUCAUAUCAAAUAAAACGUGUCUUUUUGAAGUUGA
Molecule: messenger RNA, 4818 nt
Organism: Pleuronectes platessa (European plaice)
Lineage: Eukaryota; Metazoa; Chordata; Actinopteri; Pleuronectiformes; Pleuronectidae
Gene: arhgef25a
Product: Rho guanine nucleotide exchange factor (GEF) 25a
Exons: 17
Coding region: 722-2935 (737 amino acids)
Biological process (GO): axon guidance
Cellular component (GO): plasma membrane; cytoplasm
Molecular function (GO): guanyl-nucleotide exchange factor activity
Source: RefSeq, a predicted model, not a curated record